This is a messenger RNA of Gilbertella persicaria, 1404 nucleotides long. RefSeq lists its product as uncharacterized. The record is from RefSeq and is a predicted model, not a curated record. Bases 76 to 1080 code for a protein of 334 amino acids. NCBI's taxonomy places the organism in Eukaryota, Fungi, Mucoromycota, Mucoromycetes, Mucorales, Choanephoraceae. Gene Ontology annotation, cellular component: nucleus. Gene Ontology annotation, molecular function: RNA polymerase II cis-regulatory region sequence-specific DNA binding; DNA-binding transcription factor activity, RNA polymerase II-specific. The transcript has 2 exons. Gene Ontology annotation, biological process: regulation of transcription by RNA polymerase II.
AUAUAUCUAUAUAUUCUCUAUAUUUUAUAUACCUGUGUUCUAUAUACCAUUCAAAAAUUUAUGUUUAUUUAAAUAAUGAAUCAACAACAAGUCAAUGACAACACAAUCGUUUUUUCCUCACCUUUUUCAGUUUAUGAAGGUGUACCUUUCUAUCAACAAGAGCAAGAUAAGAUCGACUUUUAUCAUGAGCAAAAAGAAGGCGAUCAAAACCAACAAGCAGUAGAUGAUUUCAAACCCACAUUCUACAACCCAUUUGAAAUCAAACAUCGCAGAAGAACAUCUAGGGCCCAAUUUAAGGUCCUCGAGAAAACCUUUUUGGAAAACCCAAAGCCCAAUGCCGCUAUCCGUCGAUGGCUCGCUCAGAAACUCAGCAUGACACCUCGAGGUGUUCAAGUUUGGUUUCAAAACCGUAGAGCUAAAGAAAAGACUGCCACUUCAAAAAAGAUGGAAAAGAAAUCAGUACAGACCGAGGCUCCCGUUGCUAACAGCACUACCACGUCUGAUACUAUCUUGCAAUAUCCAUCUCUCAUCAACCAAACAACUCCUACCUUGUCCAUUCCUUCCUCACCAGUUCAUUCCAUCUGCGCUUGUCAGGAUUGUCAACCUCUUUUUGCUACACCAAUGAGCCGCACUACUUCCUACCCUCCAUUUUAUAGUAGUGAUGGUUCCACAACAGCUGAUGAAGAAGAGUUUUUAAUGACACCUGUCACUCCCUUUGUUGAUCAACAGCAACAACAACAAUUUGUUUAUGAUUCAUACCCUAUUUUUAUGAAUAACGACAAUCAAAUUAAACAACAAGCUUGGAUCAAUUCUUCAUGGCCUGCUUUGAUGAAUGAAGAGCAGACAGCAGCGGCAGCGGCAGCAGCAGCAUUGUCUUACUUCAAUAAUAAUAACAUGCGACGCACCAUGUAUCCCGAUAAUAUGAUGUUUGAUAGUCGCAGAUAUUCUUGCUCAUUCACACCUGAAGCUCAAUCAAAUGAGUUUAUUCGUCGUCUUUCAGAACCCAUUUUCGAUCAGGGCUUGGACUUGAUUGAUACCACUCAGUUUAACUUAUUGCCUAGAAAUACUGGCUUCAUGUAAACAACAACAACUAUCCUUAUUUUUUUAUGAUUCUUUCCUUCUUUUAUGCCUCUAUCUAUAUAUACCAAGAAAAUUAUUUAUGUAAAUACUAUGUAAUCAUUUCAUCCCCCCUAUUUUAUUCCCCCUUUCAUCUCCUCCUUACUUUUUUUAUUAUUAUUAUAUCCCCUUAUUUUUUUCUGCGUGGUUGUAUGUUAUCUUAUGCCUUUUAUUUUAUUUUUUUUUAAUUUAUGCUUUGAUCGGCCGGUUCUGUCUCUUCAUUAUAAACAAACACAUACAGUCAAACCUAUAGAAUUUAGCGUUUUCGAAAAAAUAAAUGACGGAAUC